GCGCGUAAGGGGACGUACAGUGACGUGUACGCUACGUACGCUUUAUUAAGCGUCUUCCCGCGCGAUCUCCUCCUCAGUCGCUCUGCUCCUUGGCGGUAACUGUCCAUCCAGCCCUUUUACUUAAUUUCCAGGACUCGAAUUCACUGCCAUGUCCUCUGAAGAAGGGAAGCUCUUCGUUGGAGGGCUCAACUUCAACACCGACGAGCAGGCUCUGGAAGAUCACUUCAGCAGCUUCGGGCCAAUUUCUGAGGUGGUCGUUGUCAAGGACCGGGAGACUCAGCGAUCCCGGGGGUUUGGCUUCAUUACCUUCACCAAUCCAGAGCAUGCCUCAGAUGCCAUGAGAGCCAUGAAUGGAGAGUCUCUGGAUGGUCGCCAGAUUCGUGUGGACCAUGCGGGCAAGUCAGCCAGGGGAACCAGAGGGGGUGCCUUUGGGGCCCAUGGGCGUGGCCGCAGCUACUCUAGAGGUGGUGGGGACCAGGGAUAUGGGAGUGGCAGGUAUGACAGUCGACCUGGAGGAUAUGGAUAUGGAUAUGGAAGAUCCAGAGACUAUGGUGGCAGAAGCCAGGGUGGUUAUGACCGCUACUCAGGAGGAAAUUACAGAGACAAUUACGACAACUGAGAUGAGGCAUGCCGCACCUAAUGUAGAUACACAAGGAAUAAAACUUCUGAUCCAGGAUCGUCCUUCCAAAUGGCUGUAUUUAUAAAGAGUUUUGGAGCUGCACUGAAACAUCUGUUUUAUUCUAUUUUUCAAUUGAGCUCCCAAGGUAGCUUGUUAAAGACCUUUUAGAAAGCUCCAUGUGUUUUUAUUUUUAGUUUGGGUUCUCAGCAUUGGUCCUGGCAAAAAAAAAUAUGUUUGACCAGACUGAUUUUUUCCCCCUCUCCCUCCGAAAUAAUGUGUGUCUAAGGACAUUUUAAAAACGUGUACACAGUGUUUAUCAUGGAAGCAAUUUCUAAAUGUAACUACAAGAAAUCAAGAACAUGAUUACUUAGAGGUUUUUUUUUUGUCUGUUUUUGUUUUUUACUGAAGAUUAUUACUGCCCUGAUUAUAUAGAAGUUUCUUAAAAUACUUGUGAAUGUCAUUUUUUUAAUACUGGAAGAAAAAAUAUUCUGUUGUGUUUCAUGUAGCGUUUAGGAUGUCCUUCAUGGAGCUGAUUAAAAAGAUGAAACCUGAAAAU
This is a messenger RNA of Molossus molossus (Pallas's mastiff bat), 1175 nucleotides long. RefSeq names its product RNA binding motif protein 3 (gene RBM3). Gene Ontology annotation, cellular component: spliceosomal complex. Gene Ontology annotation, molecular function: ribosomal large subunit binding; RNA binding. Gene Ontology annotation, biological process: positive regulation of mRNA splicing, via spliceosome; regulation of translation. The transcript is spliced from 7 exons. Lineage: Eukaryota; Metazoa; Chordata; Mammalia; Chiroptera; Molossidae. The record is from RefSeq and is a predicted model, not a curated record. Bases 149 to 619 code for a protein of 156 amino acids.